Lecanosticta acicola is the source of this 1020-nucleotide messenger RNA. Lineage: Eukaryota; Fungi; Ascomycota; Dothideomycetes; Mycosphaerellales; Mycosphaerellaceae. The record is from the annotation of a GenBank genome assembly.
AUGGACGCCUCACGCCUGCAGGACCUGGGAGAUCUCGAACUCGGACUCUUGGUCUCUCUCGUCGCCGGAGAGCAUUGCAUCUUUGCCACUGCGCCGGAAACGAUCAGUGGUCUGGAACAAGAAAUACGCCUGAUUUGCACGGAAACGUUUGGCCUCCAUCCCGUGACAAUUGAAUGCUCUAGAAAGACAACUGUCGACGAAUUCAACGAUGGCUUGCUCAUUCAGGUCGACGACACCUUCGACGAUACUAGAGAUCGACAUGGACUGGUCGCUAGGCCUGCCACCUCGGUCAACUUCGCCUCUACCAAAGACUCUACUGGGCCCAGACUCGGCAGCGUCGUCGACAAUCUGGAAGACCGCAGAAUUGCAGAUGUCAUCAUUGCGACUGGACUGGAUUCAGCAGAUGAACACGUCCAAGUCCAGGCAUUCGAGCUGCUCCGCUCCAGAAGAAUAUUUACAAGGUCGUCAAUGCACGUGGCUCCUAAGGACCUCCUCUUCAUCGCGAUUCUAUCAAAGCCUGAAGCACGGUUGACUCGCCACUUGAACGACUCCUUCUGCAUGUACCACUUUCAUGGAGCGGAUGACGGUCUGCCCCAUCUCGAGGGCUCGGUCAUCAGAGGCGAGCAGCCUACCUUUCUCUCAGGAGACAUCAAGCUUCUCAAACAGCUCACGGAUGAGGUGCUUCUCUCUGCCGAAAUCGCGCAGUAUCUCCACAAUGUUGUGGUCUUCAUGCGAAACAGUCGCUACAUCAAGAGCGGCGUCACUGCCACUGCGACUCGCCAACUUCGCAUCAUCUCCAGAGCACUUGCUCCGCUUCAUGGCAUGAACUAUGUGCCGCCUUCGCUUGUUGCGCUGGCUGCACGUAAGAUCUACCCUCAUCGCCUGGUGCUGGCGACCGCCGAGAAUGAGAAGAGUCUGCUGUGGGGAAGCGAUCCGGAGGCGAUCAAACAGCUCCUGGAUGGCGUGACAGUCGAAGAUGUUAUAGAGGAAGUACUGGCAAGCCUCGAGGCGCCACUGUAA